This is a messenger RNA of Symbiodinium sp. CCMP2592, 1782 nucleotides long. The record is from the annotation of a GenBank genome assembly. NCBI's taxonomy places the organism in Eukaryota, Dinophyceae, Suessiales, Symbiodiniaceae.
AUGCCGAAAGGCUUUCCGUCCGUUCUACAGAGGGCGCGCAAGCUCUCGCGUCGGGAGCUGUUGCAACAGCUCAAGCAGAGGGGCACUCCAGAGGGCAAAGUCGUCGAAUCUGUCAAAUCUCUGCGGAACCAGGCUGCUUUGUCAGAUGUCAAAGACUACACCCUGGCGAUCUCUGCUCUGGGGCGCGUGGGGCGCUGGGCUGAGGCUGGCCUCCAGAGGUUAACUUUCAGCUAUACCCUGUUGGAGCAUCCAUGGAAGCGCAUUUCCCAUGCUCCUGCGGGCGGAGAGUCGCAGCUUCGUGCAGUGCCUGAGUCCUCGCGGCAAUUCGGCGAAAUCAUGGUUGCCAUCUGCUACAACGUGUGGGAGCUGCCGAAGGCACUGUGCUUCGAAGUGGAUUCGCGGCACGUCAUCGGUGUGCCUGCAGACAGCUUCUUGCCACACCAAGUCGCAGAAGAGCUGCUCUGCUCUAUGCAGCUGGCAGAGAAGGCGAGCUUUCUCAUCGACUUGGAGGCAUUUGGAGCAGCGCUGAAGCAAAGUUGGCUUCAGUUUGCUGCCUUCGAGCGAGUGGAUGUGGAGCGAAUCCAGUGCAACGUAGAGCUCCAGCACGUGCGACGCGGGCCGGAGGCCAUCGACCUCGUGCAGCACGUGCUCCAAGUCGGAAAUCGCUCUGAAAUGACGCUGCGAUGGCCGCUGUGGCAGGAGGCCCCUGAGGCGGCUCCGAUUCAAGGCUCGCGCUGCGUGGUCACUUUGGAACUCGAGGCGUUUGACCUUAUGAGCCGGCCGACGUCAAAAAGGGUGUUGCAUUGCCGGCAAGGCAGCGGCGAGCUGCCUGAUUGUGUGGAGCUUGCUCUGGCCGUGCUCGGCCCCAAGCAGCGCGCGGAGCUCCGGUGUGCGAAGGCCCCGGGCCUCGCGGGCUGGCCGGACGCGUCGGCGCCGGCGCUCUUCCGAGUCGCCGUCCUGAAUCGCACCUGCGAGUCAGCAGAAUGUCACGACCUGGAACAGCAACUCCGAGAAGACAAGGAUCACGCGGGUGCUUUGUUGAAAGGGAACCGGCCCCUGCUAGCUCUUCUGAAGCUGGCUGCCCUCUCUGCUCGGGGCUCUAGUGCUUCUCCACUGCCAACAGAGCUCCAGCGCGAGUGCUUGCAACUUCGCUGUGUGGCGGAGCUACGGUUAGGCUUUGCGUCAGCAGAGGCAUCGGCCGCAGCCCUCUUGGAUGAGCACGGACGGAGCUGCAGGCACCUCAACCUGCAUGCCCGCGCUAUCAUGGCCCGCGAUCCCAGCGCUGCCGUUGACGAUCUGCUUGCUGCCUUGCAGCUAAAACCUGGCUGCGCCACCACGGAGCGGCUGUUGAAAAGGGCCGAGCGGCUUUUGGAACGCGCACAGAGAGCUCAGCGCUGGUUCGACGGCCGCGGCGCCGAGAAGCGGACGGCCGAGGCUCGCAGCGCUUUGCUUUGCUUCCAAUGUGGGCGACUGCGCUCUGAUGGCCAUGUUGGCGAGGCUGGCUCGAAGAUGGCUGACCGGUAUCUCUGCGAGGAGUGCUGGAGCUGCUUUCGAAAGAUCCGUCGCUGUCAGCAGCUUGAACUUGAUCGACGUGUGGAGAAGGCUACUUACUCCGACUACAGCACAGCCACCGAUGAGCUGCCCUCCCUGGAGGAUGUGCCCCAGGACUGGGACCGUCGGCAUCCUAUGUGGCAGCGCUCGAACGAGACGAAUCCGGAUUGGCAGCUUCUGCGCCCCAAGAAUGCCGUCACGAAGCCAGAAAGCUUUGCACUUGUUGAUUGA